AUGUCGAGUUCGUCCCGCAAUGUGACGGCCUGGGACUUGGCGGCCAUGCGCGUAUCUAGACUGCAGGCGUCGGAUGGCAUGCAGGCGCUGUCGCGUCCUUCGUCUGUCAAGAGCACAUAUGGUGUGCGGCCUUUGCCUAUCAAUCUAGGAUCGAUGGAUGACCUGGGCUUACCGUCUUCACUCGCACCAGAGAAUGCGUCUGUGCCGAGCCAUGGCAUGCCCUCACGAAGUCGACGUGACCCGCUAGAUCUUUUCGAUACGUCCUUUGUUUUAAAACAAGAUACCCUGUCGCCAUUGCCUCACCACUGGGAAGGUCUUUCAGAUGCGACAAUUCGUUUGCGACGCCAGCAACGGGUCGUCGACAAAAGCGUAGAGAGAUCCUCUCCCUACGUGCCGGCUUCUGAUGCUGGCCCUAUGCGUGCGCGUAUCCCCAUAAUGCAACGCGAGUUUGAGCGCGCUAAUGCUGCGUAUCAACGAAGCUUGUUCUCGACACGAUCCCAAAGCCCAUCUAAAGAUGUAUCUUUGAACGAUGCCCACGAUCCAGCCGAGCGUGUCCGCCAAGCUUUGCCUCAUCGGAUUCUUUGGACUGACAAAAAUGAAUUGGCGUGGAAACAGGAUCGCUACGGCUGGCCUUUCUCGCCAAAGCGAGAAGAAUGCAUACCUGACAGUCUGCUUCUAGAGGCACUGCAUUAUUAUGCAGCCCAAUUUUUCCACACAAAUGACGUGCUAUCACCCGCACUCGCUGCAGCCACGCCGUCGGACUCGCCUGCUGGUGUAUGCGAACAAAUUCGUGAUCAACAUGCGGCCGAUGAGCCGGACAUGGAGCCAGGUUCGGAGCUAUGGGAGUAUUGGGCGCGGCACUCUCUUGGCUGCGGGCGAACGAUGCUGAGUCGUCUAGACGGCAGUGCCCUCGUGGCUCUGGCGUGUCUGGUCCAGGCUUAUACGCAGAAGCUCCUUCCGAAGCACGUGCCGUCCUCACCGAAAGAGGAGCUCGAUGACGCAUGGCUGAACGAACGUCCUCACAAGCGCCAAAAACGCCAAGAACGACGCGCUCAAGUUCGCGAGUUUUUUCAUACGCGAACAUGUACAUAA
Molecule: messenger RNA, 1092 nt
Organism: Malassezia restricta
Lineage: Eukaryota; Fungi; Basidiomycota; Malasseziomycetes; Malasseziales; Malasseziaceae
Exons: 1
Coding region: 1-1092 (363 amino acids)
Source: RefSeq, a predicted model, not a curated record